AUGGCCCCUGCCAGCAGGAUACUGGAGUCUCCCAACCCGCCGGGCGCAGAGCCCGGCGCCCUCUUCUUCGAGACGGAGCGGCUCAUCGUACGCCGCUACCGUGCCGACGACGCGCCCGCCCUCGCCGCGGCGGCAAACUACACCCAGGUGUCCGACUGGAUGAGCGACCGCUUCCCGUCGCCAUACACGGCGGACGCGGCGCUCGAGUUCUUCGCGCGGCACGAAAAGGCGCUGCAUCCCACGCAUCCGACCCACGCCGCCGUCCUCAUCAAGCCCAACACAGCCGACAACCCCUCGUCGGAGCCGCGGAUGAUCGGCGGGCUCGGCGCCGACGUCAUGGAGGACAUACUCUACCGCACGUGGAAUCUGGGCUACUUCCUCACGCCGUCGGCCUGGGGCAAGGGAUACGCGACGGAAGCCGUAGGCGGGUUCGUGCGCUGGCUCUUCGCGACAUGGCCGCUCCUCAACAGGAUAGAAGGCGAGGCGUAUGGCCACAACGUCGCGAGCCAGCGCGUGCUGGAAAAGAGCGGCCUCAAGAGGGAAGGUGUCAGGCGCGGCGCUGCCGAGAAGCAAGGGGUGCUGGUGGACUUGAUCAUGUUUGGUAUCGUGCGAGCAGACUUGCAGGAGCAGAGUAGAUGA
Molecule: messenger RNA, 639 nt
Organism: Purpureocillium lilacinum
Lineage: Eukaryota; Fungi; Ascomycota; Sordariomycetes; Hypocreales; Ophiocordycipitaceae
Molecular function (GO): acyltransferase activity, transferring groups other than amino-acyl groups
Source: RefSeq, a predicted model, not a curated record